AGAGCAGUCAGUUGCUGUGACUGUGGAAACAUUUGGGUUGCUAGGUGGGGCCUCCUGCACAACACUAUAAAAGCAUCGGCAGCUCUCUGCUCUCUUAUCCUGACUGUGCCAUCCUGAGGAGUAGUAUUUGUGGAAAGGAAGAUACUCAUCAACAUGGCUAUGGUAUCAGAAUUCCUGAAGCAGGCAUGGUUCAUGGAUAAUCAGGAGCAGGAAUGUAUUAAAAGUUCAAAAGGUGGUCAUUCAGUACAGUCGUACCCAAAGUUUGAUCCAUCAGCUGAUGUUGCUGCUUUGGACAAAGCUAUUACAGUAAAAGGUGUGGAUGAAGCCACCAUAAUUGACAUCUUGACUAAAAGAACAAAUGCUCAGCGUCAGCAGAUUAAAGCUGCCUAUCAGCAGGCUAAAGGAAAGAGUCUGGAAGAAGACCUGAAAAAGGUUCUGAAAGGCCACCUGGAAGAUGUUGCCGUGGCUCUACUUAAAACUCCAGCUCAGUUUGAUGCUGAAGAAUUAAGGGCCUCUAUGAAAGGGCUUGGAACUGAUGAAGAUACGUUAAUUGAGAUUCUGGCCUCAAGAAACAACAGAGAGAUCAGAGAAGCCAGUAGAUACUACAAGGAAGUACUGAAGAGAGAUCUGACACAAGACAUCAUCUCUGACACAUCUGGAGACUUUCAGAAGGCUUUAGUUGCUCUUGCUAAAGCUGACCGCUCUGAAGAUCCUCAAGUGAAUGAUGAGCUUGCUGAUAGUGAUGCCAGGGCCUUAUAUGAAGCAGGAGAGAGAAGGAAAGGAACGGAUAUUAAUGUGUUUGUUACUGUUCUUACUGCAAGAAGCUACCCCCAUCUCCGAAGAGUCUUUCAGAAGUACACCAAAUACAGCAAGCAUGAUAUGAAUAAGGUACUAGAUUUGGAGCUGAAAGGUGAUAUUGAGAACUGCCUGACUGCCCUUGUGAAGUGUGCCACAAGCAAGCCAGCUUUCUUUGCUGAAAAACUCCACUUGGCAAUGAAGGGCCUUGGGACACGGCACAAACAGCUCAUCAGAAUCAUGGUUUCACGCCAUGAAGUAGACAUGAAUGAGAUCAAAGCUUAUUAUAAGAGUCUGUAUGGUAUCUCUCUUCGCCAAGCCAUUAUGGAUGAACUCAAAGGGGAUUAUGAAAACAUCCUGGUGGCUUUGUGUGGAAGUGAUUAAAUAAGUUUCUUGUUCCUAUGAUGCACCCAUCCCUGUUGCUGAAGGUCUUUAUAUUUGAUUCAGCUGUCUAUAUAAAAUACAGGCUUUACACAGUGAGGUUUCUCUGGAAUGGUAUUUAGUGUACAUGUACUAUGAGGAAAACCUGGAACUUGGAAUGUAUUUUUUCAAUAUCUUUAUUCCGUAUGGCUCUAAUAUAAUCUUUUUACCAUUAUUUAUCCAAAGUCAAGGAAUGCUUUGAAGUUUCUAUUUGCUUGAUUAAUCAUGAAACAAGUUGUCAUCUAAGAAAAUUAAAUAAAUU
Molecule: messenger RNA, 1477 nt
Organism: Oxyura jamaicensis (ruddy duck)
Lineage: Eukaryota; Metazoa; Chordata; Aves; Anseriformes; Anatidae
Gene: ANXA1
Product: annexin A1
Exons: 13
Coding region: 154-1179 (341 amino acids)
Biological process (GO): cellular response to hydrogen peroxide; negative regulation of T-helper 2 cell differentiation; positive regulation of vesicle fusion
Cellular component (GO): plasma membrane; cytoplasm
Molecular function (GO): cadherin binding involved in cell-cell adhesion; calcium-dependent phospholipid binding; phospholipase A2 inhibitor activity
Source: RefSeq, a predicted model, not a curated record